This is a messenger RNA of Haplochromis burtoni (Burton's mouthbrooder), 5990 nucleotides long. RefSeq names its product polymerase (RNA) III (DNA directed) polypeptide B (gene polr3b). The record is from RefSeq and is a predicted model, not a curated record. Gene Ontology annotation, molecular function: ribonucleoside binding; DNA binding; DNA-directed RNA polymerase activity. NCBI's taxonomy places the organism in Eukaryota, Metazoa, Chordata, Actinopteri, Cichliformes, Cichlidae. Gene Ontology annotation, biological process: DNA-templated transcription. Gene Ontology annotation, cellular component: RNA polymerase III complex.
AGCGACAUGACUCCACAGGAGCUGGCGGCUCCUGUCAACACUGUAGCUGAAAAAUGGAAGUUGUUACCAGCCUUCCUGAAGGUGAAAGGUUUGGUAAAGCAGCACAUCGACUCAUUCAACUAUUUCAUUAAUGUAGAGAUCAAAAAAAUUAUGAAGGCAAAUGAGAAAAUCACAAGUGAUGCUGAUCCAAUGUGGUACCUCAAAUACCUCAAUAUCUAUGUUGGCAUGCCGGACGUGGAAGAAAGCUUCAAUGUGACCAGACCAGUCUCUCCCCACGAGUGUCGUCUCAGAGAUAUGACCUACUCUGCGCCCAUCACGGUGGAUAUAGAGUACACCCGUGGCAGUCAGAGGAUAAUUCGCAAUGCGCUGCCCAUCGGAAGGAUGCCCAUCAUGCUGCGAAGCUCGAAUUGCGUUCUCACGGGAAAGACGCCCAUGGAGUUUUCAAAACUCAACGAAUGUCCCCUGGAUCCAGGGGUAACUGGUCUCUGAAGAGAUUCAAGAUGGACCGUCAGGGAGUCACCCAGGUCCUGUCUCGUCUCUCCUACAUUUCAGCUCUCGGCAUGAUGACCAGGAUCUCCUCCCAGUUUGAGAAGACGAGGAAAGUCAGCGGACCGCGCUCCCUGCAGCCGUCACAGUGGGGAAUGCUGUGUCCAUCUGACACUCCUGAGGGCGAGGCCUGUGGUCUGGUGAAGAACUUGGCUCUGAUGACGCACAUCACCACCGACAUGGAGGACGGUCCCAUCAUCAAGCUGGCCUUCAACCUCGGGGUGGAAGAUGUGAACCUGUUGUGUGGAGAGGAGCUCUCCUACCCGAGCGUGUUUCUCGUCUUCCUCAAUGGUAACAUCCUCGGUGUGAUCCGAGACCAUCAGAAGCUGAUCAACACUUUCAGGUUGAUGCGCAGGGCGGGUUUCAUCAAUGAGUUUGUGUCCAUCUCCACAAACCUGAGCGACCGCUGCGUCUACAUCUCAUCUGAUGGAGGACGACUCUGCAGACCAUACAUCAUCGUAAAGAAGGGAGUUCCAAUGGUGAAAAACAAGCACAUCGAAGACCUGUCUCAGGGCUACAGAACUUUUGAGGAUUUCCUACAUGAAGGCCUGGUGGAGUAUCUGGAUGUCAACGAGGAGAACGACUGUCAGAUCGCCCUUUAUGAAUACAUGAUUAACAAAGACACAACACACUUGGAGAUCGAGCCCUUCACACUGCUCGGGGUGUGUGCCGGACUCAUUCCCUACCCCCACCACAACCAGUCACCCAGGAACACAUACCAGUGUGCUAUGGGCAAGCAGGCAAUGGGGACUAUCGGCUACAACCAGAGAAACCGCAUCGACACCCUGAUGUACCUGCUGGCCUAUCCUCAAAGGCCGAUGGUCAAAACAAAAACCAUUGAGCUGAUUGAUUUUGAGAAGCUGCCGGCUGGUCAGAACGCCACCGUGGCUGUGAUGAGCUACAGUGGCUAUGAUAUUGAGGACGCUCUGGUCCUCAACAAAGCCUCACUGGACAGAGGAUUUGGACGGUGCCUUGUCUACAAAAAUACAAAAUGCAUACUGCGGCGUUACACCAAUCAGACUUUUGACAAGGUGAUGGGCCCCAUGUUGGAUGCUGCAACACGAAAACCCAUCUGGAGGCACAGCAUCCUGGAUGCUGAUGGUAUCUGCUCCCCUGGUGAGAGAGUGGAGAACAAGCAGGUGCUGGUGAACAAAUCUAUGCCGACUGUCACGCAGACACCACUGGAGGGCAGUACCCAGCCAGGCCAGCCCCAGUACAGAGACGUGCCCAUCAGUUAUAAGGGGUCAACGGACUCGUACAUCGAAAAGGUCUUGAUCUCGUCCAAUGCUGAAGACGCCUUCCUCAUCAAGAUCCUCCUGAGGCAGACCAGGAGACCUGAAAUAGGCGACAAAUUCAGCAGUCGACACGGACAGAAAGGUGUUUGUGGCCUCAUCGUCCCACAGGAGGACAUGCCGUUCUGUGACACAGGGAUCUGUCCAGAUAUCAUCAUGAACCCUCAUGGAUAUCCCUCCAGAAUGACGGUGGGAAAGUUGAUUGAACUCCUGGCUGGGAAGGCGGGGGUCCUGGAUGGGCGCUUCCACUAUGGCACAGCCUUCGGAGGCAGCAAGGUGAAGGAUGUGUGUGAGGAUCUCAUCCGUUAUGGAUACAACUACCAGGGCAAAGACUACGUCACUUCAGGCAUCACUGGAGAACCUCUGGAGGCUUAUAUCUACUUUGGACCUGUGUAUUACCAGAAACUGAAGCACAUGGUUCUUGACAAGAUGCACGCCAGAGCCCGAGGCCCCAGAGCCGUUCUCACCAGGCAGCCCACGGAGGGUCGCUCCAGAGAUGGAGGUCUGCGUUUGGGUGAGAUGGAACGUGACUGUCUGAUCGGCUACGGAGCGAGCAUGUUGCUCCUGGAGCGCCUCAUGAUUUCCAGCGACGCUUUCGAGGUGGACGUGUGUGGGCAGUGCGGGCUGUUGGGAUACUCUGGGUGGUGUCAUUACUGUAAGUCGUCCUGCCACGUCUCCUCCCUGCGUAUCCCCUAUGCCUGCAAACUCCUCUUCCAGGAGCUGCAGUCCAUGAAUAUCAUCCCUCGACUCAAGCUGUCGCGCUACAAUGAGUGAGCAGGACAGAGACGGGACGUGUGAGUCACAGGUUUAGAGCGAGAGUUAUAAGUUGAUUUGUGAAUGUUUGAUCGAGCGACAAACAAGCAGAAAGAAGCUGAAACAGGACUAUUUUUGUUGUUGUUUAAAAUCUGAAGACUUUUUUCCUGUUUCUUUUUUUUUUAAUGUUUAUUCUUUCUCUGUUUGUGUACAUAAUAAAUAAGUUGAUGUUUUUUCUUAAACUUUGACUUCUUUCAUUACAAAUAUCAAAAGGUUGCCCUUUGAGGGCAAAAUCUCCAGGAUGUCACCAACUUUAAAUUGUUUGUCCUGAAACAUGUUUUGACCGCAAGAUCUUUUGAACAUCCUGACCUGGGUCAUAUUUCCCCACUUUUUUUUUCUGUCUGCUUUUCUCCUGUCUAAUAAAUGUUAAGUAGGAUUUUGAAGCUGGAAACUUUGAGAUCGGCUGUAGCAGUGCAGUGUGAAGAAAACAUACCCUAGAGUCAAAGAGGUCCCAUAAUAACUUCUUUUCAGUAGAUUCACUCUUCACUGCUGAUUUAAUCACUUAAAUUCAAAAAGAUAAAAGCAGGUGCGUGCAGCUACAUGCCAGAUAUCCAACCCAAGGACACUAUAAAGCUAAAUGGUAGAAUUAAGUGAGUGAAUCUAAUCAGUAUCGUCACCUUAAAUAUAAACUGAUCUUUGUUACCCACGAUCAGUGUCCUGUAUGGCUGUAAACUUUGUCACUUACUGCAAAUUAACCAGUGUAACCUGCCCCAGCGUUUUCAUGCAGCCUGCACCGUGAACACAUGAUGUGUGUGUGUAAGGGGGCCAUUGUUUUUUAUUACCUGAAUUAACAAAUUCUGUUGUAUUAUGCUUUAACCUGCCUUAACUUUAAAAUUAAUUAACUAGGAAUUAACUAAAACUAGAUGUGAAAACAUUUUGGUUACCUAAAAUAAAAAAAAUUAGUUAUUUGUUUUUCAAAACUUUAAUGGAACAAUGUUGUGAAAUUGGGAGAUUAACUGAAAAAAACCCCCCAAAACAACAAAUUUAGAUGACAAUUUUGUAUUUGUUAGUUUUGUGAGACUUAUUCUCACAGCUUGUCUGAUGAGACUUUGAUGGAUGUAUUUAUUGAGGCUUCAGAUGUCUACAACACUGUGAGACUUUUUUUUCCGUAAAUCUUACCUCUGGUAUAUGUCAUAAAUACGAUACUUAGGACAAAAACUACCCUGAAAAUAAUUUUUAAUAACUGCUUAUUUUUAGUUGUAAACAAUAAAAUCUGAACUGAAAUGAGCAAACCCGCUCAGGAAACGAAAUCAAACUAAACUGGAUUAAAAUGAAAAACACAAUUUAAAAACUCCUUAGAAAAUUCAAAGUAAUAAUAAUAAUGUUAUUAUAAAGUUGCUCUGUGGGAAUCGUACUGAGUCUGAGAAUUACCUGCCCAGGUGGCGGCCAUGCAAACUCAAAACACAUUAAAAAUGCAACAACAAAAAAUACAACGUCAUAUACAACGCCAGUAACAUUUUAUACUAUACACAAACACCCUUACCCAGUGUUGCUUUAAAGAUAAAGAAAGGGCUGUUUUCUGCAAGUGGUGACCACCGUCCUGUCAAAUCAUAAAGAAUCUGUAAUAAAACAGAGAUGCCUGAAAUAAAAGUGAAUGCACUGCAUCACUGUAAAUAAUGUUUUUGUUAUGAAUUUAACCCAAGAAGUAAUGAAAACAAAAUAGUGUGCAUUUAACACUUUGUGCAUUUAUACUGAGGUGUGAAAACGGGACGUUGUCAAGUCUUUUUUCAUUUGGGAAGGAGUUAAAGUACAAUUUUAAGACAUGUAUUAACCUUUUAGAAUUUACAGGUGUGAAUAGUGAUUACUCACAAAGCAUCAGCUGAUGUUUGUGUUAGUUAAACGUGUAAAUGAGAAUCAGAGCACAGUUUUAUAGUUAUCAAUGCAGAAAUCCUGAUGAUUUAAAGCCUUUUCGUAGAAAGAGCAAAUAGUUUGUGCUCUGAUAUCAGUGCAUCUUUAUGCAGCUGAUACACGCACAGAAAAUAAGCAUUCAAAUGUUCUAGAAUUCAUCUCAUGGAACAAUAAGUAUCUUUUUAUUAUUAUAUAUAAUCAGCAGUGUACAGUUAAUUUUUUUUUACAUUUUUAACUGAUUUUUGGAAGAUUAAUUUUGUUUGAUCACAAUCAAAAACACGAGUGGCUGAAGUCUCUCGGUAGAGAGAGCAGGAUGUCUCCUGUUUGAAUUCAAUAGGAGUGGACAGCUGGAUGCUCGAUGCAGCAGCUUUGUUGACGUUACCAGGGAGAGAGCAGCUUUAAGUCAUAUGAUUUCCUCUUUAAAGUGAAGCCCUAAUGCCACCAACUUGUCGUAUGUGGCGUAACCACAUACCCCCUACUCCCACGUGCACACACAACUCUAUUGGGGCCUUUUCACUAAACAAAGCAGAGCACAUCCGUUUGUGCGGGCAGAGUGUGUGAGAAUGGGAUGGGUGGAAAAGGGCUCUUUUUAGUUGCUGCACCUGUCCUAUUUUACGAGGCACUAAUAAGCAGAUAACAGUCACUAGGCUGGGAAAAAAUGAGUGAGAGCCAUUGAAAUUAGGCUGAAAUUAAUUAGGUCCUCCUCUGAAGUCCUGACUUUGCGUGGCCAGCAUCUAGAGCUUUGAGAGUUGAGUCAAAAAUGAAGAUUUCCCUGAACUUUCACCCAAUCCAGCAGCUCUUUCCUUCCUGUUUGAGCCCGAUUUGAUGCUUACCUCUGUCCUAACUAAGCGUGGCCCUGUGUCCGUCACCCGUCGCUGAGUGUCAGCAGUGGUGUCCACGCCUGCGCACUGCGAGUGAAAGUCCUUCUUUGCGCUCCAUGGUGUGGUGAGUAAUUCAGCCAUAAUCCGCCUUUCUCCUCUCCCCUCUUCUUUCCCCUCUCCUCUCCCCCUCUCCUGCGGUUCCAUUCAUAUUCUAAUCACAGCUUUCCCUUCUCCAGCUCUCAGGCACUCCAUCAGAGCCCUCCCAGCCUCGGGUUUUGCACUUUUACUUCCCCCCCUUUGUGACCGUUCCCUCUUCUCAGAGGCAUACCAAAAAUAAGGUUGCAAAAAAAAAGAGGUGAGAACUCCACCAAAACAUUCACACUGGUGCAGUUUCAUCAUGUAUGGAUGUGUGUUGCGCCGCAGCUCUGGAAAAGUUACCACAAUAGUGCUUUGGGGGGUUUGAAUGAGGAGUGAGGAGCAGCACAAAUGCAGGCAACAAGUGUGUGAGGGAUGUGAAGUGGGAGUUAAAACCAGAAGGAAAGGCAAGAGUGGUGGUUGUGUAGAGAUGUAUGUUUAUUCGGAGCUCGGGGGUGUAUAAAAACGUAUUAAAUGCCAUAAUGGAAGACGGGGAGGCCACAGUGUUAGGACUGCGUAGAUCUAAGCCUCUUUU